Messenger RNA from Micromonas pusilla CCMP1545, 1428 nucleotides. RefSeq lists its product as uncharacterized. The coding region runs from base 1 to 1428 and encodes 475 amino acids. NCBI's taxonomy places the organism in Eukaryota, Viridiplantae, Chlorophyta, Mamiellophyceae, Mamiellales, Mamiellaceae. The transcript has a single exon. The record is from RefSeq and is a predicted model, not a curated record.
AUGGACGACGCGGCGCCGGCGUCGCCGUCGACACCGUCGGCGGACGCGACAUCAUCUUCCGAGACCCCACCCGUCGGCGGAUCCCCCGGCGUGGAUCCCCCGACGCUUCCUCUCGGCACGCCGCGGACGCCCGACGCCGACGUCGCGGCCGCUCGCGCGGAGACGGAGCGACUGAAAAAGUACAUCGCGGGACUGGAAGCGAAGCUGAGGAAGCAGCAGCACGACGGCGACGGCGGGUUCUUCGACGCGUUCUACGGCCUCGCGAACGAUUCCCUCAAAGCGGUCGGGUUGGCUUCCCCGGGCGGCUCGCCGGCGUCUCCCGCGAACUUCGCGACGAUCAAAUCGGUGACGGAGAAGCUCACGGAAGCGCUCACGCGCGUGGAGGACGAGAACGCGAAGCUGCGCGCGAGGUUGAAGAAGUGCGCCGCGAUGUCGUCGUCGGAGGCGGCGGCGGCGGACGCGCCGCCGACGCCGGAAACGUUUCACAGCGCCGGCGACGGCGACGGCGACGCGUCCGCGUCCGUGUCGCGUCGCCCUCGCGCUGACGAGAGCGAGAGCGCGGGCGAGAGCGAGAGCGCGGACGAGGAGGAUUCGAGCGACGACGCGUCGACGCCGGUGAGCGUGGAGAAGGAGGUCGCGCGGAUCGAGCGACGCGCGAGGGAAUCGAGCGAACUCGCGGACGCGCGCGCGGAGAACAAGCGACUGCUCUUCGAGCUCCAAGCCGCGCGACGGAAGAUCGCGGACGUCGAGGAGAAGCUGACGUACUGGGGCCUGGAACCGAACGCGUCCGACGGCGGCGCUGCCGCCGCGGCAGCGGCGGCGUCCGCUCCCGGGGACGAGACCUUGGUCACGAUGGAGACCGAGGACGCGUCGGAUUGGAGCGCGGAGGCGACGGAAGAGGACGAGGACGAAGCCGCCUCCGGUUCUUCCGACGAAGCGACGGAGCGGGCGGAGGGCGAGGCGGAGGAGGAGCGAGUGGAGUUGGAGAUGGAGGAGAACGGAGACGUCGCGGACUCGUCCUUCGUUCGCGACGCGCCGUGCGCAUCGCCGCGCGCGCUCGAGCGCGACGACGACGCGACGACCGCGACCGCCGCGGACGCGGACGCGAACGUCGCCGCGUCGUCGCGCGCGCGCGCGUUUCUCUCCUCCGCGGUUCGCGCGUGGAGAACGUCGCCUCGCGCGGUGAAAAUAGGCGCCGCGGUCGCGGUGACCGCGGGCGCGACGUACGCGCUCAUGAGACUGUCCAAGACGGCGUCGAGACCGGCGGACUCGAGUGCUGCGACGGCGACGGCGGCCGCGUUCGAGGACGCGCGGAACGCCGCGGAGGAGGGCGUCGGCGGCGUCGCGGCGGCGGCGCCGCCGUUUGAAGCCGCGGACCAGCGCGAGCGCGCUGCGGUCACCGCCGUGUUCGUGAACAUGUUGCGAUAG